AUGAGCGUGUGGGCUCAAUUCACGAACUACGUUGACGUCUACGGGGACUUGAAUGCGGACCAGUUUUCUGGGGGGUCCCGCCCGUACUUCGGGGACCGGAUCUCCGCCUUUGAUCAGUUGCUGAGUGCUCUCAGUCCUGGCCAAGCAGUCAUCCAAAAGGUGGAUAACCUGCUUUCCUUGCUCAAGUGCGCGGCACAGAUGCGCUUUCCCAUCUACCAGCAGAACUUCUGGCGAAGGCAGAAGAUCAUGGAGAGAUGCUGGAGCGGAAGCGCCGAGCCUUUUCCACCUGACUCGCCAAAGAUGGAUCUUGACACUGUGGCAAGCACCCGGACCAAGGAGCUGACGAAGGCGCUACACAGCGGCGGACUACCGACGGAAGCUCUCACUCGGGGCUACUCCAGAGUCCUACUCCAGGUUGUCCUGCCUGCGGACAUAGCCAACGAUCUGGCGUAUAUCAGCACAGACUGGCAGAACAAAUCUGGCCUUCCCCCUGGCCACGAGCAUGAGGAGUGGGCUGGCGUCAGCUUUCUGGAGGCUUACAGCAAGCUGAAGAACACAGGUGAAGGUGAUGGCUUCACUGCCCGGGUGCUGUUGCGAAGAGCGCCUUUCUACACCUGGGACACAGUCGAGCUUACUGCCUACAGUCAGGUAUUCCUCGACGAAGACUUCAUGGAGUUCGCUGAAAGCAUUCUGAACGACAUCCGUGGCUACGUGCUGGGAACGCCGCAGGCGACCCAUAGCCAUUGGCACUUUUUGGAAAUCCUUGGCGUUGUCGUCCUCUUCCUUGCUGGCCUGGUGGUCUUGUCCAUCUUCCUCAGAUAUAGGCAGCCACGGCCCUCCUCAACAGAAGCGCCAGCAAGGGAUGUGGAGCUACAGCCGGCAGGCUCUCUGUAA
Messenger RNA from Symbiodinium pilosum, 894 nucleotides. The record is from the annotation of a GenBank genome assembly. NCBI's taxonomy places the organism in Eukaryota, Dinophyceae, Suessiales, Symbiodiniaceae.